Molecule: messenger RNA, 1263 nt
Organism: Trichomonas vaginalis G3
Lineage: Eukaryota; Parabasalia; Trichomonadida; Trichomonadidae
Product: actin 3 family
Exons: 1
Coding region: 1-1263 (420 amino acids)
Biological process (GO): Arp2/3 complex-mediated actin nucleation
Cellular component (GO): actin cortical patch; Arp2/3 protein complex
Molecular function (GO): actin filament binding
Source: RefSeq, a predicted model, not a curated record
AUGUCAACACCAACUACACCUCCGGUUAUUAUCGAUGUUGGUACAGGAUAUACAAAAAUGGGUUACGCAAAUAAUACUCGCCCGAAUUUUAUCAUUCCAACACUCCACGCUGGCAGAGAUUUAUCUAAAGUUACCGCUGCUCAAAUGGUAGGCACAGAAGAUCUCGAUUUCUACAUCGGCGAAGAAGGUAUCGGCAAGACACCAACAUACAACCCAAUCAAUAUCAUGAAACACGGUCAAGUUGAUGAUUGGACAAAGAUGGAACAGUUCUGGGAGCAAUGCCUCUUCAAAUAUCUUCGCUGCGAACCAGAAGAUCAUGCUAUCUUACUUACAGAACCACCACUUAACUCACCAGAUAACCGUGAGUAUACUGCCGAAGUUAUGUUCGAGACAUUCAACGUUCCAUACCUCUACAUCGGUAUGCAGGCUAUGCUUGCUAUCGCCGCUUCAUGGACAAACAAAUCUGCACAUACCCUUACAGGUUGCGUUGUCGACUCUGGUGAUGGUGUUACACACGUUAUCCCAGUCGUUGAAGGCUACCCAAUUUCUAACGCUAUCGUCCACGUUCCAGUUGCCGGCCGUGAAAUGACACAGUUCAUUGCCGACUUCCUUAAGGAUCGUGAGCCACAGGUUCCAGCCGAAGACCGUAUGGAAGCUGCUCGUAACAUCAAGGAGCGUUACUGCCGUGUCGCUAAGCACCCAUCUGCUACAUUCGCUAUGUUCGACGCAGAUCGUGCUAAGUACAUCGAAACAUACACAGGCAUUUCCUCCAAGUCUGGCAAGCCAUACACAUGCGAAGUUGGCUACGAACGUUUCCUUGCUCCAGAAGUUUGGUUCUCACCAGAACUUGUUUCUAAUGAGUACACAACACCAAUCUCCGUUCUUAUCGAUCGCGCUAUUCAGAUGUCUCCAAUUACAGAUCGUAAGAAGUUAUACAACAACAUUGUUCUUUCUGGCGGUUCUACAACAUAUAAGGGUCUCGCUAAGCGUCUCCAGGCUGACGUUCAGGCACUCGUCGAUGCUCGUCUUGAGGACAACGCUAGACGCGCUUCUAAGGCAUCUGGCACAAAGGUUGAAGCAAACAAGAUCCCAGUUAACAUCGUUGAGCACAAGCGCCAGCAGUAUGCAGUUUGGUACGGUGGUGCCAUGCUUGCUUCCACUGGUUCAGCAUUUUACGCUAAGUGCCACUCUAAGGCAAUGUAUGACGAGUACGGUCCAUCUAUCGCUCGUGCCAGCACAAUGUUCGGCGCUAGCGCAGUUUAA